Molecule: messenger RNA, 1168 nt
Organism: Vitrella brassicaformis
Lineage: Eukaryota; Vitrellaceae
Source: the annotation of a GenBank genome assembly
GUACAGGAGCGGGGCGCGGCGCGGCGUUGGCUGUGUGCUGUGUGCUGUGCUGUGUUGCGUGUGUGAGGGAGCGUAAGUGUGUCCGUUCGCUCUGCACAUGUACAUAGAUAUUUGCGUGGGCGGCGCGAGGCGAGGCCAGUGUGGGUGGACAGGGAGCUUUCCAACGAAUCAAUAUGACGGAAGGAUGACUGAAUGAAUAAUCAACGAGUGUUCCUGAAGAAAUGGACAUUGCUCCCAUUUGUUCGUUUCUGCGGCUUUUGUUGGGGUUCAAGUUGGGUUUCAAUGGCAGGGUUUCUUGGAUCGCCGGCGCGUGACGGCCGUGCAUCGCCACCGCAUGGGGAGUUUCCUUUACAGCUUGCUCUGGGUACCUGAGCCUGAAGACAGCGAAAAGUGGCGUUUGAUUCAAAGAGUAGGUGAUGCCGUUGAUCAGAUAAGGCACAGGCUGCCGUGCCCCUGUAACAGCACCAUGCUCGGUAUCGAUGCGCUUCGAGUGCUUGACCGAUGCCUGGAUGAAGACGGGGUACGCAAUGCAUCUUUUGACCUGACUGACAGAAACCACCAGUGGCCGUGUCAUGUCUGCAGAACAUCAAGGAGAGCCAUCGUGAACGGUUUGUCGCGGCGUGCAAGAUAGCCGCGCUUUCGCAGGCUGAGGUGUUGGAGGUGCACGCGCGGAGGCUCGGCCGUGACCACGUCAAGUAAGAAAUGACGACCAAUGAGCAGAUCUAUCAGAUGGGUGGGUACCGGGACAACGUGCUGUCACCCACCUCACUGUUCCCGUCUGUGUGUGUGUGUGUUAGGAGGGUGGAGAAGAUGCUGGGCGGCCCCAUCGUACCCCCCAGAGAGAGCCGGGAACGGCCAACUCCAACACAGGCCACAGGCCAGGCCGACCGCGCGGAACCACGAGCACGAGGGCAGAGUAUCAGCAGUGACGAUACUAUCGGCUCAAGCCCGACGGACCCACUGCUGGGGCAGCAGUAAUGAGUCGUGACCAACAGACAGACAGACAUGCGGGAAGGGGGCGGGUGCAAAUGUGGAUCGAUGAGGCGAAUUGGUUCCUUUUUGGUGGACACGACACGCAUGAUUGAUGCGAUGCCUGUAUUUAUUGGUGGUUUCUGUUGACUUACUUUUUGCGUGGCCCAGGUGGUUGCACCUUGCCCUUGUACUGUAC